Messenger RNA from Mustela erminea (ermine), 10491 nucleotides. RefSeq names its product RAD54 like 2 (gene RAD54L2). NCBI's taxonomy places the organism in Eukaryota, Metazoa, Chordata, Mammalia, Carnivora, Mustelidae. Gene Ontology annotation, molecular function: ATP hydrolysis activity; ATP-dependent chromatin remodeler activity; ATP binding. The transcript has 24 exons. Gene Ontology annotation, cellular component: nucleus. The record is from RefSeq and is a predicted model, not a curated record. The coding region runs from base 1179 to 5582 and encodes 1467 amino acids.
GACGCAUUCUGGCGCGGACCGCGAGCGGAGCCUGCGAGCGCCGCCGCCGGAGAAGACCGACGCUUGCCCGGAGCCAGCCCGCGGCGCCCGGGCCUGGCCGGCCGCUUCCCGCCUCAGCCGCCACCCCCGCCCCCGCCGCCGCAGACGCCGCGGAGGCAGGAGCCGCGCGACGCUCAGCCGCUUGGCCCUGCCCGGCCCCGCGCGGCCCUGAGCCGCGGCGCCGGAGGAAGCCGUCACACUUUCCUUUCCACUGUGGUUUGGGAGCAUGAAGGCGUUGCUUACCCCCUUUGUCUGGUUCACUGUAUGUAGGCUGGGAGUGUCUGCUGAUCACUUGGAGUGCUGUCCCCUAGAACAGGAGGAAUAAGAUUGAGGAGAACAUAAAAGUUCUACUUCAAAUUGUGUCUGGACCUUAAUAAGAGAUUUCAGUUCUGGAAUAGUUUUUGUGUUGAAUAAUUAGAGACUUGUGUUUUGGUUUUUAUUUUGGGAGAUGGGAGGAAUUUUAGGAUAACCUGAUUGUGGAUGUGGUUGUGUGUAGCAGUUUGUCUUAGAAAAGAUUAUUUAUUUUGUGCUCCUUCCCCACAUUUUAUUAUGAAAAAUUUGAAAUAUAUAGAAAAAUUGAAAGAAUUGGUCAGUGAAUCUUUAUGUUAACAUUUUGCUAGUGCUUUUAUCACAAAGCAGUCUGUCUAGCUUUCUCUUUGUCUUUUUUCCCUGUCAAGAAGAAAUGACCUUUAUAGCUAAUAGUAAAGUAGAACAGUCAAGAGAGAAAGAGACAGACAGACAGACAAGUGCAGUACCUGGCGUAUAUUAGACAUAAUAGAGCAAGUUGACAAAUGAGGGAGUGAACGUGAAUGAGUGAAUGAUCUGAAUAGGACAUGCUUCCAGGUCCAGGAUAUAUAUAAUUCCCACCUAAUUCCCUGCCCUUGGGGAUUUACUGUCUGGACUGGAAGUGAGAAACCACAGAAGGCAAAGCACUUUGCCAGGUAGCUCAUAUGAAGGCUUCAGUGAAGGUCAGCAUGGUCAAGCAUGGCUGCUGCUGGAGUUCAGAAGAGGAAGUAUGACUCCAGAACACUGGGGCAGUUGACUGAGACUUCUUGGAAGAAAUGGAGCUGAAACUGGGCUAAGAGGACCCCUGCAGUGGAUCAUGAGUUGGUAAUGCCCACUGAGGACCUCUGGGAGCCAUGUCAGACGAAUCCGCCUCAGGGAGCGAUCCAGACCUGGACCCGGACGUGGAGCUGGAGGAUGCGGAAGAGGAGGAGGAGGAGGAGGAAGUGGCAGUGGAGGAGCACGGCAGGGAUGACGCGGAAGACCUACUGGAUGACCCAUCCCUGGAAGACAUGUGUGGCACUGAAUGUGCCCAGCUGGAGGAAGAUGGGCAGCGGCCACCGCGGUGCACUUCAACUACCUCAUCUCAGUCUGAGCCUUCAGAGCAGCUUAGGCGCCCCCAAGGCAAGAGCCUAGCCUCCGAGGACCCCAAAAAGAAGAGAGCUCAGAAGCCCUCCCAUAUGAGGAGAAACAUACGAAAGCUGCUCCGAGAGGAUCAGUUGGAGCCAGUUACCAAAGCAGCACAACAGGAGGAGUUGGAAAGAAGGAAACGCUUGGAGCAACAGAGGAAGGAUUACGCGGCCCCCAUUCCUACAGUUCCCCUGGAGUUCCUUCCUGAGGAAAUUGUCUUAAGAGCAAGCGAUGGUCCCCAACUGCCUCCUCGGGUCCUUGCCCAGGAAGUCAUUUGUUUGGACAGCAGCAGUGGCAGUGAGGAUGAAAAAAGCAGUCGAGAUGAAGUUAUUGAACUGAGCUCUGGAGAGGAGGACACUCUGCACAUUGUGGACAGCAGUGAGUCUGUCAGUGAGGAGGAUGAGGAAGAGGAGAAGGGUGGCACCCAUGUGAAUGACAUCUUAAACCAGCGUGAUGCUCUGGGGCGGGUCCUCGUCAACCUGAACCACCCUCCAGAGGAGGAGAAUGUCUUCCUGGCCCCGCAGUUGGCACGGGCAGUGAAACCUCAUCAGAUUGGUGGGAUCCGGUUCCUGUAUGAUAACCUGGUUGAAUCCCUGGAGAGGUUUAAGACCAGUAGUGGCUUUGGUUGUAUCCUGGCCCACAGCAUGGGUCUGGGGAAAACUUUGCAAGUGAUAUCCUUCAUCGAUGUCCUCUUCCGCCACACGCCAGCCAAAACUGUUCUUGCCAUUGUGCCGGUUAAUACUCUUCAGAAUUGGCUGGCAGAGUUCAACAUGUGGCUUCCAGCUCCUGAAGCCCUUCCAGCUGACAAUAAGCCUGAAGAAGUCCAGCCUCGCUUCUUCAAAGUUCACAUCUUGAAUGAUGAGCACAAGACAAUGGCAGCUCGUGCUAAAGUGAUGGCUGAUUGGGUGUCAGAGGGUGGGGUGCUGCUGAUGGGGUACGAAAUGUACAGACUCCUCACCCUGAAGAAAUCCUUUGCCACAGGUAGAUCGAAGAAAACCAAGAAACGUUCUCACCCGGUCAUCAUUGAUCUGGAUGAGGAAGACCGACAGCAGGAGUUUCGGAGAGAGUUUGAGAAGGCCUUAUGCCGCCCUGGCCCUGAUGUGGUGAUUUGUGACGAGGGACACCGCAUCAAAAACUGCCAGGCCAGCACCUCACAGGCCCUGAAGAACAUUCGAUCUCGCCGUCGGGUGGUGCUGACUGGGUACCCCCUGCAGAACAACCUCAUUGAGUACUGGUGCAUGGUGGACUUUGUGCGCCCAGACUUCCUCGGCACCCGGCAGGAGUUCAGCAACAUGUUUGAGCGCCCCAUCCUAAACGGACAGUGUAUUGACAGCACGCCUCAGGAUGUCCGCCUGAUGCGCUACCGGAGCCACGUCUUGCACAGCCUUCUGGAGGGGUUCGUGCAGAGGAGAGGCCACACUGUGCUGAAGAUUCAUCUCCCUGCCAAGGAAGAAAAUGUGAUCCUGGUGCGGCUCUCAAAGAUACAGAGAGAUUUGUACACACAGUUCAUGGACCGUUUCCGAGACUGUGGUAGCAGUGGCUGGCUGGGACUGAACCCCCUUAAGGCUUUUUGUGUGUGCUGCAAGAUCUGGAAUCACCCGGAUGUGCUGUAUGAAGCCCUUCAGAAGGAGAGUCUGGCCAAUGAGCAGGACCUAGAUGUGGAAGAGCUUGGCUCAGCGGGAACUAGUGCUCGCUGCUCAUCACAGGGAACAAAAGGCAAGGGGGAGGAUAGCACCUUGGCCUCCUCAGUGGGAGAGGCAACGAACAGCAAGUUCCUACAGGGGGUUGGCUUCAACCCUUUCCAGGAGCGAGGCAACAACAUUGUCACGUAUGAAUGGGCCAAGGACCUUUUGACUAAUUACCAGACUGGGGUCUUAGAGAACUCUCCCAAGAUGGUACUGCUUUUCCACCUGAUUGAGGAAAGUGUGAAGCUUGGGGACAAGAUUCUUGUGUUCAGCCAGAGCCUUUCCACCUUGGCUCUCAUUGAAGAGUUCCUAGGGAAACGAGAAGUGCCCUGUCUACCUGGUGCUGAUGGGCAAGGAGUACAGAAGUGGGUACGAAACGUCAGCUACUUCCGGCUAGAUGGUAGCACCCCUGCCUUUGAGAGGGAGCGGCUCAUUAAUCAGUUCAAUGAUCCCAGCAACCUCACCACCUGGUUGUUCCUUCUGUCUACAAGGGCCGGCUGCUUAGGUGUGAAUCUGAUCGGUGCCAACCGAGUGGUGGUAUUUGAUGCUUCCUGGAACCCUUGCCAUGAUGCCCAGGCAGUAUGUCGGGUAUACCGUUAUGGCCAGAAAAAGCCCUGUCACAUUUAUCGCCUUGUGGCUGAUUUCACCCUUGAAAAGAAGAUCUAUGACCGUCAGAUUUCCAAGCAGGGCAUGUCAGAUCGAGUGGUAGAUGAUCUUAAUCCAAUGCUGAACUUUACCCGGAAGGAGGUGGAGAACCUGCUGCACUUUGUUGAGAAGGAGCCAGCUCCCCAAGCAUCCUUGAACAUAAAGGGGAUCAAGGAACCAGUCCUGCAACUUGCCUGUCUGAAGUACCCUCACCUCAUCACCAAGGAGCCUUUUGAGCAUGAGUCAUUGCUCCUUAACCGAAAGGAUCACAAGCUGACCAAGGCUGAGAAAAAAGCAGCAAAGAAAAGCUAUGAGGAAGACAAGCGCACAUCCGUCCCCUACACCCGCCCGUCAUACGCUCAGUAUUACCCCGCCAGUGACCAGAGCCUGACCAGCAUCCCUGCUUUCAGUCAGAGAAACUGGCAGCCAACACUGAAGAGUGAUGAGAAGCCUGUGGCCAGUGUUCGCCCUGUGCAGUCCACCCCCAUCCCCAUGAUGCCCCGGCAUGUCCCACUGGGAGGCAGUGUAAGCUCUGCCUCCAGCACAAAUCCAGCUAUGAACUUCCCGAUCAACUACCUGCAGCGUGCGGGGGUCCUUGUGCAGAAGGUGGUCACCACAACAGAUAUUGUUAUUCCUGGACUCAACAGUUCCACAGAUGUACAGGCAAGAAUUAAUGCUGGUGAGAGCAUCCAUAUCAUCCGUGGGACAAAAGGGACGUACAUCCGCACCAGUGACGGGCGGAUCUUUGCUGUCCGGGCAACAGGCAAACCGAAGGUCCCAGAAGAUGGUCGGAUGGCUGCCUCAGGUUCCCAGGGGCCUUCUCUCGAAUCCACAAGCAAUGGCAGACACAGUGCCUCAUCACCCAAAGCCCCCGACCCUGAGGGGCUGGCCAGGCCCGUCUCUCCAGACAGCCCGGAGAUCAUCAGUGAGCUCCAGCAGUAUGCAGAUGUGGCUGCCGCGAGGGAAUCCCAACAGAGCUCCCCAAGCUCCAAUGCUGCCCUGCCUGGCCCCCCGGCCCAACUUGUGGACAGCAGUGCUGUUCCUGGGACAGCUCUCGGGACUGAGCCUCGACAUGGGGGUCAUUGCCUCAAUAGUUCCCUCUUAGUGACCGGCCAGCCCUGUGGUGACAGGAACCCGGUGUUGGACUUAAGGGGCCAUAAGCGAAAGUUGGCCACACCACCUGCUGCCCAGGAGUCAGCCCGCCGGCGGUCCAGGAAGGGCCACCUGCCAGCCCCCGUGCAGCCGUAUGAACACGGGUAUCCAGUUUCUGGCGGGUUUGCCAUGCCACCCGUCUCCUUAAAUCAUAACCUCACCGCUCCUUUCACCUCCCAGGCUGGGGAGAACUCCUUGUUUAUGGGCAGUACCCCCUCCUACUACCAGCUGUCCAACUUGCUGGCAGAUGCCCGCCUGGUGUUUCCAGUGACUACUGACCCUCUGGUGCCAGCAGGCCCUGUCAGUUCCUCUUCCACGGCUACCUCAGUCACUGCCAGCAACCCCACCUUCAUGCUCAACCCCUCUGUUCCAGGGAUACUACCCAGCUACUCACUCCCAUUCUCACAGCCACUCCUGUCCGAGCCGAGGAUGUUCGCGCCUUUUCCUUCCCCUGUCUUACCCAGCAACCUUUCACGGGGCAUGUCUGUCUACCCAGGCUACAUGUCCCCACAUGCAGGCUACCCAGCUGGCGGCCUCCUCCGGUCCCAGGUGCCUCCAUUUGACUCUCACGAGGUUGCUGAGGUGGGGUUCAGCUCCAAUGAUGAUGAGGAUAAGGACGAUGAUGUGAUAGAGGUCACUGGGAAAUAGCUGGGGAGCCCCUCUCCACCUCACUUGGGGUCCCCGGCAGGUUGCCCACCAAGCUGAAAGGCAGCAAUCUGGGCUUUCUGAGAAUAGGGCACUUGGCAGGAGGGAAAAGGAAGAGGACAAAGAAAGGUGGUUGACCACAAUGGCAGGGCUCUGUUGCUAUUUAACAUAAGAGGAGAAGAAAAAAAAAAAAGCCAACAGAGCAGCAAUAGCGGGAAAUCAGGGACCCAAAACAGGAAUGGAGGGGCAGGGCAGCCUGCCUCUCUUCCUACCUGCCUUGCUUAUGCUGUGUGCUUGCUUGCUUGCCUGCCAUCUGAGUGUAGAAGCUCACAUCCCAUUUCUGUCUUUGGGAACAUUCUCUCCCAAGAGAGCUGCCUUACUGGGUGACUUAGCUUGGCCUAGAGAGGGAAGGGGAGGGAAGAAGGAUUAAGUGAAGGAGGGUGGGCAGGGAGAGCAGAUUGAGAUUUCAUGUGAAAUGGAGUCCUUUUAGGGACAGGAAAGAAGCAAACCAGGUAUGUAUGUUUGUGUGCGUAUGUGUGUAUGUGUUUAUGUCUAUAUGUGUAUGUAACAGAGCAGGGGUGGCGGUGGGAGGGGAGGGUGGGAGAGACGAAGGGGGAAACUAAAAAAUGAAUUUAUCAUUUUUUAAAUGGAAAUUGGUGUGUGGUGGUUCAUGGCAACUAUUAGUAUGAACAUCGUGUUGAGCCCAGGAGAAGAGCCAUGGAACGCUUAAGUUUCCUUCUAGUUGGGUGAGGAGAAGGCCCAGCUAAUCCAAGUCCCUGGUCUUUAUAGCCACAUCUAUUUUGGAAUUUGGGGGAAAUUAGGAGAGAAAAUGGGCAUUACCAGUCUCUGUGUCUUUCCCCAGUGGUUGUCUCUGAGCAGAUCUCCCUUCACAGGGUGUGAGAUUUGUGUGCAGAGGCUGGGAUGGGCAUACUGCGGUGUGUGAGCAAGAAGUCAUGGAGUGUGACCAGAAUAGACCUUCACAAGGAUAGAACUGAGCCCCCACCUGCCUGUCCUUGUGGCCUUGCCUUUCCUUAGCUUCCCUGCUAGAAAGCUCCAUGUUAAUUUAUUUUUUAUGGGCAAUUAUUUAUUAUUUGGACUUUCCAUGUGUCUUGUUUUUUGGGGGGGUGGAUUUGGGCACGGUAGGAGCUAGGAAGGGCAGUGUUAAGAUCCCCCAGACCCCAUAGGGGUAAAUAAAUCCCAGGUAGAUGGUGAAUUGACCAAGGAAAGAGAGUUAGGCUUGACCAAAGUUUACACUAAAUGACUAUGUUUUCGGGAAACGGCCUCUCAGGAAGAUCAGAGAAUCUUGUGACUGGAUGGUUAGUUGGGGUGAGACUCAUUCCACAGAGAUUGAAACUUGGGAUCAUGGAGUUUGCUACUGGGAAGUCAGUGACCCCAGAUUUGGAGCUGUGUCCUCCUGGGAUGACCUUAGAGGCAGGCCCUCUGUACUCAAUAGUGAAGCUGUGCAUACGUAGGUGACUGCUGGGUUGGAAGAAUAGACUAUUGAUUUCUUGCUGGGAAAUGUUUUGGCCUCCCCAGCCUAUCAGAUGAUCAUUAUGGGAUGGGUGUCUGUUAUCUCUGUCCUCUUUGAAGGAACACGGGGCAGCCCUUCCUCUGUAGGAGCCUUAAGUCUGACUUUUGUCUGAAAAAAUACAUCAGUCGUUCUGGGUCUCCUCUUUCUUGUUGCCAGUGGCAGGGGAGGGGGCAUCUAGUCUUUAAGCAUAAACACUGGCUGUCUUCCUAUUGACUCUUUUUUCCCUCCUGUCACCAAGACUUUGCUAGGCAGUUCUUUAUGAUGAACAAACCUGUCUGGCUUUAGAGUUUUGCCACCUAUUCAUGGGUCCUUCCUCACUGAGCAGCUGCUGCACCUGCCUCUUACCAACCUCGGGGGCAACUUAGCCAGGUCCCUCAUAGUAGCUGCUUCUGCAACCCUUCUGACCAGCCCGUUUCCAUUGUUGGAGGGCUUUAGCACAUUCUGAGGUAUUGUCCUCAGAGAAGAGACAAAGAGAUGGCUGAUGGGGCUGCAUGCGUGUGUGUGUGUGUGUGUGUGUGUGUGUGUGUGCAUGCGCACACGCACGUGCACGUUUGUGUGCUGUCUGGUUGCACCAAAAGUGGAACUUAUGGAGCUUUCACUCUCUGUUUUCAUAGGUACCCUAUCAGACACUUAACUCUCCUACUCAUAGAAGCCUUAGAUCUACAAUUUAGCUAUGCAAAUUAUUUUAAUAAUUUUAAAAUAGCAGUUCCAACCAGUGCUUUUUCUUCCCGAUGCAUCCCAAGAAUGGAUGCUGAAGGGACUCAGUUGGAGUGAGCUCUCAGGUUUGAGACUGGUGCAGUAGGAGAGAGCUAGCCUGGAUCUCUGAUUUGCAGAGCACACUCACAACCUGGGCUACAAAUGAUAGCCUCUAAGGCCCUGGUAUACUAGGAGCCCAGAGACUGUGUGUGUGUGUGUGUGUGUGUGUGUGUGUGUGUGUGUGUGUGGUAGGGAUGGAGGAGUAUGUCUGUGUUCACCUCUAAGAAGUCCUAGCAGUAGGCUCUGAGAAUCUGGAAACUGUCAGCAAGGGAUUGAAAUCAGUUACUGGAAGGAUGGGCCUUUGAAAGUACCAGGAAGUGAAUGGGUAUUCUGAGAGGCAGUAUAUACAUGUUCUCUACUCACUGAUUCCAGGGGCUGGGUCUUGCUUCAGGUCAGAAGAGACAAUAGUUUUGGGAGGCUGAGCUGGCUAGAGAAGGCUUUCUUUAAUAUGUGCAGCUUAUAUUGUAUAGGGGGUAUGGGGUGGGAUCAUGGGAACUUGAAAUGCUACCAGUUUCAUGCUGUAGGUUUUUGUUUUUUAAUCUGAAAAACACUUCUACUUUUCUGCUAUCUCUCUAUGUUUGGUGGUAGGCAAGUGUGCAUGCACACUAAAUAUGUGUGUGAGGGAAGCAGGAAAUGUCUCAGAGCCUUAGAACCAUGUUUUACAGCCUCUUUGAGCAGAAACACUUGAUGGUGGCUUCCACCUACCAUCCAGGCCUGAGUGAGGGAAAGGUGGUAUAUGGGGUGGGGGGUAAGAGGAGGGGUCAGCAGAUUAGGCCCCUCAGCAUUUUCCCUCACCAUUGUCUUCCAUAGGAUGUUUUCAAGGGGCUCUCAAGCCCCACCCAUCUGGUUUAGCCUAAAUCCUCAUGCUAGGGAGGGAAUAUAGUACUGCAUAAUGAUUCAGGAUUACCAUUUGUAAUGAUACUCGGUUUCUUUUUCUUAGUAUUGUUGUGGGUAAAAAUUGAGCCAGAGACAAAGUAGCCAUUUCAGUAAGAAAGUAAGUGAACCAUGUUGGAUCAGAUCAUUGGAUAUCUACCAAAUCCUCACCCCCUUCAAGUUGUGCUUCUUGAGCAUCUCUUUUUGGUCCUUGGAACUCUCUUCCCUAGGAAUUAGUGUGUGGUAUCUCUCUGUAUACUUGUGAUUCAUAACUAAAUAUGAAAUUCCCUUCUCCAGUGUGUUAAGCAAAUUGCUCGGUAAAGUUUUGCUGAUAGGUUGAAACACUCAACCAUACUUUAGCAGUCUGGGUGAGACUGUCGCUCCCAAAGCUGUCAACAGAGCAAGGCCCUCUGUCUCAGUCGGUUCAAUCCUGGCAUUGCUUUGGAACUGAGUCCUCAUCCCAUGGGGAAUGUCUGGUGGGGGGAGGGGGGUUUACAUUCCUUAUUCCUAGUGUUCCUGGCCAUGACCCCCUUUCUCCCACUUCCCAGUUUCCUGUAAUUCCUCAGAAAACUGGUCUCCCUUCUGAGCCAUGGCCUGUGCACCCAGCUAAGUCAUUUUCCCCACAGUAAGCCUCCUCUGAAAGAAGAGCUCUGCCCCUCAACGGACCCCCCCCCCCCCCCAGCAGACUUUCUGACCCUCCUCUGACUUCUACCCAGGAAAUCUGCACCUCGAGACCUGAGAAUGCUGCGCUGUCAGUCACCUGCAGACUCUGUCCCCUUCUAUUGACUCUUCUGCCCUUUGUGUUCCGAUGUGACCCCUUCAUGUCUCUUCUGUGCCACUAGCUUGGCCCUAGGCCUUUUAUGAAUACCCAAGUCUUAACGAUGAACUUCCCAAGCAGGCAGUGUCCAACUUCUUCAUUUUUCAGGGACCUGAGUCUGCCCCUUUCCUCUCACAAGUUGGUUGGAUAUAGUCAUCUAUUGCAUUGGGAAGAGGUAGCCAGGUAGGCUGCAGAGUCUAGUGCAGAGGGCUGGAGGAGAUUUGGGUACUCUGUUACCACUACUGGGAUGAUAUUCAGAAGAGGGGACCUCAUACUGUGACCUGACCCAGGACCCUCCUCUGGAAGAGAGCUCAGCCCAGGUGUGUGUGCACUUGUGUGUGUGUGUGCAUGUGUGUGUGUGCGUGUGCACAUGCAAGAUAGAGUGUGCACUCAUGCACACGGGUGUAAACUGUUAUCUGGUUGUGUUACUCAGGGUGGGCUGGGGACUCACGGGAAAAAUCCCCCUCAGCCUGCCCAAGACUGAUUUUUUUUCCUGUACCCUCUCCAGAAGGGUCAGGGGAAGAGGGUCCAGGUGGGUUGAGGGGGUUGCAGUGGAUAACCACUAAAGGCCACACUGCUGCCGGGAGGAGUGGGGGGAUAUGAAAUGGCCCCAGGGACCUGGCACCUGGCUUUGGUUUUCCGUCUUCUUUCCUCAGGACGCCCCCUGAGGCCCGGGACCUGCUGCGCCUGGCUUUGAGGAGCAUCUGUGGCUGGGUGCUCCAGCUGCUGGUGUGAUCAUGGGCUUCCCUCCUCUCUCAGCAGGGCAGGUGCUCCUGCCCCAGAGACUGGGCAACUGGCUGUUUCUAUGACGUAUUUAUUUUUACUUGUGUUUCAUGUCACUUUUUUAAAAAAGCAAACAGAACAAUUGUUAAGUCAGUAUAACUGCCUAUCAGUUUUCUUUAUUUCUCUUUUUGUAAAAUAAAAUUUAAACUCAA